Molecule: messenger RNA, 1182 nt
Organism: Saccharomyces paradoxus
Lineage: Eukaryota; Fungi; Ascomycota; Saccharomycetes; Saccharomycetales; Saccharomycetaceae
Gene: SPO20
Product: Spo20p
Exons: 1
Coding region: 1-1182 (393 amino acids)
Biological process (GO): exocytosis; vesicle fusion
Cellular component (GO): plasma membrane; SNARE complex
Molecular function (GO): SNAP receptor activity; syntaxin binding
Source: RefSeq, a predicted model, not a curated record
AUGGGAUUCAGAAAAAUACUUGCUAGCAAAUCACAUCACAGUCGCCACCAUAAAAGUUCCAAUGGGCAAAAUCAUCGCUAUACACUUAUUUCCAACAUCACGGGGUCCCAUGAAACAAAAUUUUUAUCGCCCUUUAGGAUGGGCAAUAACUCAGGAAGUAGAAGACGUGAUAGGCUACAUUUGAAGAUUAAAUCCUUAAGGAACAAAAUCCACAGACAACUUCACCCAAAAUGCUUGAUUGAUGACACAAUUGUAAGUGAUGGCGAUAAAUACAGCUCAUACGAGGAGCCCAAAAAGGACGGCCUUGCUUCUAUUUCAUUAAAAGAGCUUUUUCCAAAGUCCAACAGGUACCAAAUUGCUGAGGAAAACAUAGAAGAAACAAAUAGCGUUAUUCACCGAGACUUAGGCAAAUUUGAAAAUGAGAAUGACUAUCCACAGUGGGGAAACGUAGAAUAUCAAUAUAACAUCGGGAACAACGGACAUGAGGAGGAUGAAAUAGUUGAUAGACUCAGGUCCGAAAUUAGAAGCACCAAGUUAAAAUCUGUAAAAACAACAAACAGAACACUUGAAAAAGCGAUAGAGGCUCGAAGGACGGGGAAAAGAGUACUUCAACAACUAAGUUGCCAAAGUAACCAACUCACUAAGAUCGAGGGCAAUUGUGACAUGCUUAAAAUUCAGUCUAAUAUGGCUGACCGGAAGAUUGACGAACUUGUCCAUGAAAAUAGAAGUUUAUUUGCAUUAAAGUCACCCAAUCCAUUCAGGAAGAAAAGGGAAAGAGAAAAACGAAACCAGAUCAAUAAUUUGAAGUUAAAGCAACAUCAGUUACAGCAGGAAACUAUGAAGCGAGCCCAAGAAUCGAAUAAAAAUUUGGCUAUAAAUCUAACCUCUGACUAUAAACGACAUGGGCAAGAGGUGGAAAGACAGCGUAUUCUUAAGGACGCCCAGAAGUAUCAGUUUGAAGCCGAUGAAGAGGAUAACCAAAUGGAACUCGACUUGUAUGGGAACCUGGAACAAAUAAAAGCGGUGAGUGGUGACCUGAAAGUUAUGGCUCACACAUUUGGUAGAGAGUUUGAAGCACAAAACUUCCGGAUGUUUGAUAUCGAGAACAAUGUUCAGCAGGUGGACGGCACUUUACAAGCCAAGCAGUACAGAUUGGAUAAAGUGAUUGGAAAAAAGUGGUGA